Molecule: messenger RNA, 798 nt
Organism: Naegleria lovaniensis
Lineage: Eukaryota; Heterolobosea; Eutetramitea; Acrasida; Naegleriidae
Exons: 4
Coding region: 1-798 (265 amino acids)
Source: RefSeq, a predicted model, not a curated record
AUGUUCAACACCAAGUCAACACUCGUUCUCAUGAUGGCAACAAUAAUGCUGUUGUUCUUCGCUACAACCAUCAUGGCUCAAAACAUUGAUCAACUCUUUCCAGAAGUGGCAUCUUUGAAGGAGGAAGAUGAAAUGGAUCUUCGCGGAAUGAAAUACAAUGAAACACAGCCGCCAGUAACCAACCCAAAGGAAUUUACUGGUUUUAGAAUUGGAUUGAUCGCCUCUCACUGUUUCGAGGAGUGUGAAUUGACGUUCCCAUACAUCUACUUUGCAAGACGUAACGCCACCGUUGACAUUAUUGGACCAUGGUGGACAAAGGACUCUAAAAUUGUUGCAUGCGAAUUCGUUCGUGCCACCAGAUGGGCCCGUAGAAAUUACGACUUUAAACAAGCUCUCAACAACAAGUAUGAUGCUUUGAUUGUCGUGGGCGGCGUUUGGUCUAGCACUGUGGUUCGUAACGACGGUGAUGCUAUUGCUCUAAUUCAAAAUCAAGUUCGUUCUGGAAGAUUACUCGCUACUGUUUGCUCUGGUAGUACUGUAUUAAUUAAUGCCAAAUUAAUUGCUCGUGGAAUGAAAUUAACAGGCUCUCCAUCCAUUCGAAUUGAUUUGGAAAAUGCUGGAGGCACUUAUUUGGAUGUUCCUGUCGUGAGGUCAAGUGAAAAUAUUAUUACUGGCCGUUCACCUGGUGGUCAAGACAAUCUAUUAUUCACUGAAGAAAUUGCUAACUAUUUGAGAAGUGAAAAGAAGGUGAAAAAGUUCAUUAAGGAUGUGAAGAGUCUUUUGAACAAGCAACAUUAA